UGAGGCUGUGCUGAGGUUCCUACUUUCCGUUACUUUUACUUUCGCUCUCUAUCUCUUGUUGCUUUCCUGGUGAACGUCUACUUGCGCGAUUCGAAUCGACUCUUUCCUUAACGUUUCUCUGUUUGUUGUGCGUAUCUGCGACUUUGCGAUUUGAACUUCGCGACACCAGAACUCGACUCCGCGUAUGCUGGCCUGACGCACCCAAACUCCUUCGACACAACCACAACCGCCCGGACAGAGAAGAGCAAGACGUCACCAUGGCAUUCAACUGCUCCACCGUCCCCGAGACGACAAACACCGACGCGGGAGUAGCAGGCGCAGGCACCCUCCUCUCCUUUAUAAUAACCAACAUCCUCUCCAUCCUUCUCUCCGCCACCAUAAUCCUGCUCGGCCUGCGAAAAUCCACCUCAGCUCCCAUUUCGCGAAAGCUCCUCCAAUCCUUCUCCGACCAACAAAUACUAACGGGAAUCGGAAUCCAGUCUGUCGGGCUAGCAAAGAUGAAAACAAUGGUGCCUUAUCACUUCUUCAUCAUCUGGCUCCUGUCUUUACUAUCCACCGCCACAAAUCUCGCUACCUUGCUCGCGCUCGUGAACGAUUUCAAGAGGGACUGGGUGCUGCGGUGGAUUAGACAGAUACUCAUGUUAGUGAACAUGUUUCUGGGUAUCCUGAGUGGGGUGUUCAUACUGCAGACGGUCAUGAAAGAUAUGGAGCCAAGACUCCCCAUUGCAUGUGUAUGGGAGGUGGAGAGCAAGGGCACGAGUGGAAAUGCAGCGCUUUCCAUUGCAGGCACCAUCGCAGUUAUCGCAGGACAGGUCAUCACCUUCGGCUUCGCAACGUGGUACCUACACAACCGGUCUAACCCCAAAUGGCUCAAAACCGUACAGGUCGUUGGUCUCUUCGCUUGUCUCGCCAUGGGCGUCGGCGCCACCGUGCGCGUCGUUCUUGAAUCCCAGGCUUUUGGACAUCCACCUGAGUCUGUCCAUCUCGUUGGGCCCAGUGAAGGAAACUGGAGUUUCGGUCAACUGCUACCGUUGCUGUUGUUGGCACUGCCCAUCAUUAGCACGAUUGAGAUUGCUAGGGGCGAGGAGCUCAAGCCUAGGAGUAGGGUCGAUGAUGAUAGUGUGCCCCUUUUUGACGGUGGGAAUGAUAUGGAGUUUCAGCCUAAUCCGCUGGCGGGGAGUGCGACGAGCUUGUUUAGGAAGUAGAGGGAAGGGAGUAGAGCACAGCUUUACAGGCGUUCUGGGUCGCGUGAGUUUUGUAUGGAUACCC
Messenger RNA from Alternaria rosae, 1269 nucleotides. RefSeq lists its product as uncharacterized. The record is from RefSeq and is a predicted model, not a curated record. NCBI's taxonomy places the organism in Eukaryota, Fungi, Ascomycota, Dothideomycetes, Pleosporales, Pleosporaceae. Bases 258 to 1205 code for a protein of 315 amino acids. The transcript is spliced from 2 exons.